Messenger RNA from Pelecanus crispus (Dalmatian pelican), 503 nucleotides. The record is from RefSeq and is a predicted model, not a curated record. Lineage: Eukaryota; Metazoa; Chordata; Aves; Pelecaniformes; Pelecanidae.
GGCCUGCCCACUGGAAGGAGGUUUUUCCUGUCGCUAAUGGAGACCGUCAGUCACCCAUUGACAUCAAAACUGAGGAAACCAAGUAUGAUCCCUCUCUCCGUCCUCUAAAUCCCAAUUACGAUCCGGCUUCUGCUAAAAUCAUCCUUAACAACGGGCACUCCACCAGUGUUGAGUUUGAUGACACCGUGAACAAAUCAGUGCUGACCGGGGGGCCGCUCAGCGGGACCUACAGGCUGCGCCAGAUUCACUUCCAUUGGGGGUCCAAUGACGAAGCCGGCUCCGAGCACGCGGUGGAUGGGAUGAAGUACGCGGCAGAGCUUCACGUGGUCCACUGGAACUCAGAAAAGUAUUCCAGUUUUGUUGAGGCAGCUCGUCAGUCAGAUGGAUUAGCAGUCAUGGCUGUAUUUCUGAAGAAUGGUGAAUGCAACCCUCAGCUGAAGAAGAUUACUGACCGCUUGGACACCAUCAAUCAAGGUGAACAAAUGCUUCUAAAAGAAUACUAA